AUGCGUUUUCCAUACGUUGAAGACCCACCAACGGUCCAGUCUGAGGAAGAGAAAGCCAUCGUAGACCGGGUUAGGCAGCGACGGGGUAGUGCUGGACUUUUAGAGCUCGAUCGCGCCUUGCUUCAUGCGCCGCCUGUAGCCGAUGGCUGGAACUCGUUUCUUGGAGCCAUCAGGACUGGGACAUCCAUCUCCUCGUCCAUCCGCGAGCUGGCGAUAUGUCGUGUUGCUGUACUCAACAAGGCGUGGUACGAAUGGGAACACCACGCCCCCCUACUUCAAGCUUGCACAGGUAUUGGCCCUGAACAUAUUGAUGCAGUGAGGAAGACACCAGCAAAGCAAUUUGCGGAUGUCUUCAAUGAGCCCCACUCAGCUGUAAUGACGUACACAGACGCCAUGACACUGGACGUUAGCAUUCCAGACGACAUUUUUGAGAGGUUGAAGAAAAUCUUCUCGAACAAGGAGAUUGUGGAGAUUACAGCAACCAUUUCUGCAUAUAACUGCGUCAGCCGAUUCCUGGUGGCUUUGGACGUCGGAGAAAGAAAUGAGCAACGCGGACCAAACGAUCACUAG
Molecule: messenger RNA, 570 nt
Organism: Westerdykella ornata
Lineage: Eukaryota; Fungi; Ascomycota; Dothideomycetes; Pleosporales; Sporormiaceae
Exons: 2
Coding region: 1-570 (189 amino acids)
Source: RefSeq, a predicted model, not a curated record